This is a messenger RNA of Parascedosporium putredinis, 567 nucleotides long. Lineage: Eukaryota; Fungi; Ascomycota; Sordariomycetes; Microascales; Microascaceae. The record is from the annotation of a GenBank genome assembly.
AUGGGCAAGGAGCGCAUCCUCACGUGGCUCGUCCGCCGCCUCGUCUCGCCACAAGACCGCGAAGAGCAAGGCUACCCCCCCUACGGCACUGAUCCCCUCACCGACAAGCUCCUCGUCUUCCGCUCCCUCACCGGCAUUGACACGGUUCCAGCCCUUCGGUCCGGGCACUCGGCGCGCACCGCCCCCAACAUUGGCCUCUACACCCGCGUCGUCCGCUCGGAGCGGUCCGCCGCGCGCAAUUACCGCAUCUUCAACUUCCUCAUCAACACGUGUCUGGGCAUCCAGGUCGUCGUCGCCGCCAUCCUCACCUCGCUCGGCGCCGCCGACGGUCCCCGCGCUGCCAUCACCGGCUUCGGCGCCAUCAACACAAUCAUUGCCGGCGUGCUCACCUAUCUCAAGGGAUCCGGCCUGCCCAACCGCCUCAAAUACCACGAGAACGAGUGGAAGGCAGUGAGGAGUAUAUUGAGCAGCGCGAGCGCGAGUUCUGCCUUGCGGACUGCCACCUCGAUGUUCAUGACGAGGCCAGCAUCGUCGAGGACAUGUACCAGACGGUCAAGAUGGAGUUAG